AUGGCUUCCUCCGAUGUCCUGUCGCAGACCCUCUUCACCAUCACGAACGUGAAGCUCGACCAGCUCCACAAGCAAAAGCGAGCCUACGAGCAGUCUAAGCAGGCUCUCUUGGAAGAUGCGGCCCUCGAGACCGACCACCGAAAGCGGGCAAAGCUGCUCGUCGAAAGAGCAGAGAGCCUCCCCUUCAUGUCACAGAUCGCCGACAGCCGCCUGAUCUCCAUCGCCAACCUCAAGCGCUUCGUCGACCAGGCCGAGUUCGACCCCUGUAUAUCGGCGGACUUCGUUCGCGGGUACGAGAACGCCGUGCGGCAGAGCCUGGACGUGGAAUCGACAAAGUAUCGCUUCGCGGAGCUGUACGGGAAGCUGGUGAAUGAGUGGGUGUCUGAUGGCAAGUCGGACGACCAGGGCUCGGAGGCGAGCUUCGUUCCGGUCGGACGGGAGGAGAUGCACCAGCAGCGGGCGACGUGGGAGGACUACGUUUUCAAGGCGAAGGAGACGGACGAGGCCGCCAUCACCGAGUACCUGGAGCAGCUGUUCUGCGAGUCGUCAAAGGACGUCCGUCGCGCAUUUGUUCACUUGAAGGAGGACAUCGAAAAGUUCCAAAAGUCGUGGGAUGAGAAGACGACGCACUUUGAUGAGGACUCUCUGGGCAACACCAUCCGCGGGCUCCUCCGGACAGACACCCUCACCGAUCAGAAGAGGACGAUCCUGAACGACUUCCUUAACAACAAGGUCGUCCUGCGCGAAAUCGCAGACGUCCUUAACAUGCGGAUGCAGACCCGGAGAGAGUGGGCAUGGGACGGCGACAGCAUCAUCGACCAGCGACGACAGCUCAACGGACGGUACCGGUUCUUCCCCGACGAAGACCUCCUGCAGUCCAUCUUCAUCCACCACGUCGGGAUGCAGUGGGCCGUCAGGAUGCGCGCCCUCCUCGUCAGGUUCAUGCGAGAGCACGGCGUCGAGAAGGCCGCGGCCAGGCGCAUGAGCAAGGAGGAAGUCCGUCGGCGGAGGUACUUCCUCAGGACGACGAACGUCGACGACGACGGGUCCGUGGAGAAGAAGCUCGCGGGCCACUUCCACGACGAGAUCUUCCUCGACCAGCUGCCGGCUUCCGCGGAGGAGAAGAGGGGCGGGUACAGCUCCAGCAACGACCGUCUCGAGGAGGAGGACGACACUCGUAAGUCGCACACGGCCGUGGUCCAGAACCUACUGCAUCUCAUCCAGUCCGAGAUCAUCAUCCACCAGCGCCUCGGCAGCGACAUCACCGUCAUCCGGUCCGACCUGAAAUGGUUUGGCCCCAGCGUGCCGCACUCGUCCAUCUUCGCCGUCCUGCGGUUCUUCGGCGUGCGUGACGACUGGAUCUCCCUCUUCCAGCGCAUCCUCGAGUGUCCCCUCCGCUUCGCGCAAGAUCCCCCCAGCACCCCGGCGCAGAUCCGCAGGAGAGGCACGCCCCUGAGCACGCCCCUGGCGGACUUCAUCGCCGAGACGAUGCUCUUCUGCAUGGACUUCGCCGUCAACCAGAACGGCGACGGCUGCCGGCUCUACCGCCUCCACGACGACAUGUGGCUCUGGGGCGGCCAGGAGACGUGCGCGCGGGCGUGGAGGACGAUGAGCGAGUUCGUGGAGAUGAUGGGGCUGGAGUUCAACGAGGACAAGACGGGCAGCGUGCACAUCAGGGCGGCGGAAGCGGAAGCGACGGCGGCAGCCAAGAGCGAUCACGUAAAGGGGCUUCCCAAGGGGGACGUCGUGUGGGGAUUCCUCCAGCUCGACCCGGCGUCCGGGCGCUUCGUCAUCGACCAGCGCAAGAUCGACGCGCACAUUGACGAGCUCCGCCUGCAGCUGGAGGCGUGCGGCAGCGUCUUCGACUGGAUCCAGGCGUGGAACAUUUACGGCGCGCGCUUCUUCGGGACCAACUGCGGCCAGCUCGCCAACUGCUACUCCCGCGCGCACGUGGACAGCAUGCUCGCGACGUUCCACCGCAUACAACGCCGGCUGUUUGGCGAGGACAACGGCGGCGGCGACGACAGCGACGAGAACCAGGUCGGCGGGGGCAGCGCCGGGGCGAGGCUCAAGCGGAUGGUAGGCGAGAGGUUUGGCAUUACGGACAUCCCUGACGGGUAUCUGUAUUUCCCCGUCUCGCUUGGUGGUCUGGGGUUGAAGAACCCCUUUGUGCCCCUCUAUCUCAUCCGCGAGGCCGUGGCGGAGGACCCUCACGAGAUCAUGGACAAGUUCCUCGAGGAGGAGGAGGCGGAGUACCGGGCACACAAGGCGCGGUACGAGGACAUGGACGCGGUGGAUAGGGGCUCGUGGUGGCACAACGACGACUUCACGGACCUCAGGGACGAGCCGUUCAUGAGCUUCGAGGAGUUCACGCGACACCGGCGGCGCACGUCGGCGAGCCUGGGCCGGGUGCUGGACAGGCUGCGGCAGCUGCCGGAGGCCAAGGGGAUCGAGCUGGCGGGCGACGUGGAGGCGGCGCUGGGGUCGACGCCGGCGGGCUGGUACGGGCUCGGCGGGUACGAGCAGUGGAUCUGCGGGCUCUACGCGAAGGACAUGAUCGCGAGGUUCGGCAGUCUUGUGAUUGUGGACAAGGGGCUGCUGCCCACGGGGCUGUUGGACAUGCUGAGGCAGAGCCGGUUCAAGUGGCGCGGCUGA
Molecule: messenger RNA, 2655 nt
Organism: Colletotrichum chrysophilum
Lineage: Eukaryota; Fungi; Ascomycota; Sordariomycetes; Glomerellales; Glomerellaceae
Exons: 1
Coding region: 1-2655 (884 amino acids)
Source: RefSeq, a predicted model, not a curated record